AUGAGAGGCACCAACCAGUCGAGUGUCUCUGAGUUCCUCCUCCUGGGACUCUCCAGGCAGCCCCAGCAGCAGCAGCUCCUCUUCCUGCUCUUCCUCACCAUGUACCUGGCCACUGUCCUGGGGAACCUGCUCAUCAUCCUGGCCAUCAGCACAGACUCCCGCCUGCACACCCCCAUGUACUUCUUCCUCAACAACCUGUCCUUUGUGGAUGUCUGCUUCUCCUCCACCACUGUCCCCAAGGUACUGGCCAACUACAUUCUUGGCAGUCAGAUCAUUUCCUUCUCUGGGUGUCUCACACAGAUGUAUUUCCUUUUCAUGUUUGUGGACCUGGACAAUUUCCUGCUGGCUGUGAUGGCCUAUGACCGGUAUGUGGCCAUAUGUCACCCAUUACACUACACAACAAAGAUGACCCGUCAGCUCUGUGUCCUGAUGGUGGCUGGAUCAUGGGUCACUGCCAAUAUGAAUGUCCUAUUACACACUCUGCUCAUGGCUCGACUCUCCUUUUGUGGGGACAACAUCAUCCCCCACUUCUUCUGUGAUGUGACUCCCCUCCUUAAACUCUCCUGCUCAGACACACACCUCAAUGAGUUGAUGAUUAAUACAGAGGGAGCUGUGAUCAUGGUCACCCCAUUUGUUUGCAUUCUGAUCUCCUACAUCCACAUCACCUGCACUGUCCUGAGAGUCUCAUCCCCCAGGGGAGGAUGGAAAGCCUUCUCCACCUGUGGCUCCCACCUGGCUGUGGUCUGCCUCUUCUAUGGCACCAUCAUCGCUGUGUAUUUCAAUCCCUCAACUGCCCAUUCACCUGAGAAGGACACGGCAGCCACUGUGUUGUACACAGUGGUGACUCCCAUGCUGAACCCCUUUAUCUAUAGCCUGAGGAACAGGGACCUGAAAUGGUCACUACGAAAACUUUUGAACCAGCACCAUUUGCUGAAAAUACUAUCUUUUUUCCAUUGGAUGGUUUUGGCUCCUUUGUCAAAAAUCAAGUGACCAUAGGUGUGUGGGUUCAUUUCUGGGUCUUCAAUUCUAUUCCAUUGGUCUAUCUGUCUGUCUCUGUACCAAUACCAUGCAGUUUUUAUCACUAUUGCUCUGUAAUACUGCUUGAGUUCAGGGAUAGUGAUUCCCCCUGAAGUCCUUUUAUUGUUGAGGAUAGCUUUAGCUAUCCUGGGUUUUUUGUUAUUCCAGAUGAAUUUGCUAAUUGUUCUGUCUAACUCUUUGAAGAAUUGGAUUGGUAUUUUGAUGGGGAUUGCAUUGAAUCUGUAGAUUGCUUUUGGUAAAAUGGCCAUUUUUACCAUAUUAAUCCUGCCAAUCCAUGAGCAUGGGAGAUCUUUCCAUCUUCUGAGGUCUUCUUCAAUUUCUUUCCUCAGUGUCUUGAAGUUCUUAUUGUACAGAUCUUUUACUUGCUUGGUUA
Molecule: messenger RNA, 1411 nt
Organism: Rattus norvegicus (Norway rat)
Lineage: Eukaryota; Metazoa; Chordata; Mammalia; Rodentia; Muridae
Source: RefSeq, a predicted model, not a curated record